UAUCUUUUUGGCUCAGUCAGACUGAUUGGACUUUAGUGUCUCUGCAGAGUCUAAACGGGUUUUUUAACAGAAUUUGCUGUUUUCAUUGUAACCACCAUGCUCUUUCACAGGUCUGUGAGUGGACUGAAACCUGUUCUGCUGGUCUUGCUGGCAGGCCUCCAGCACUGUGUCUCAGGUCAAAACGAUACGCUGCUUCCACCAGAAAUCUCUCAGAACAAUGGUUCCCUGUAUGCAGCCUGCAAGGUGAGACCCAGCACCUCGCUCCCCGAUGAGGGUCUGCCCAAAGUCUACGGGCAGGUGCUSUUCAAACAGGAGCUUCAGGGAAAACUCCAAGUCCUCCUCCGCUUCAGCGGUUUCCCCAAAGAGGGCCCUCCAGAGCCCAGAGCCAUUCACAUCCAUCAGUAUGGAGACCUGAAUCAGGGAUGUGACUCCACCGGAGGCCACUACAACCCACAUGGUGUCAAUCACCCCAAUCACCCAGGAGACUUUGGUAACUUUGUGCCCCAAGAUGGAAGAAUCGGUGAACUGCGAGAAUCUGAGGCGACACUGUUUGGCGGGCUGUCUGUGYUCGGGAGAGCAGUGGUGCUUCAUGAAAAUAUAGAUGACUUGGGGCAAGGUGGAGACGCUGGCAGUCUGAUGCAUGGAAAUGCAGGCCGGAGGCUCGCCUGCUGUAUUAUUGGGAUUUCCUCCCCCAGUCAGUGGAAUAAACAACACAAGAUGUAUGCCAUGCAGCUCAGGAGGAAAUAGACCCACAACAUGGAGGUGGUUCUGUUCAGCACACAGUUGUCCGGUCACCAUUUUGUACUUUUGAUCUAAUAAAGAUUUACAUCAGCUUAUCAAACACAGAGAAACAGUUGUUUUGUCCCAUGUAUGUGUUGCUGGUGAUUGGGCAGUCAAGCAAACUAAAACUUCAAAGAAAAUGUCAAUAAAUUGUUGUGGACUUUGAACAAAUAAAUCACUGAUAAACUUCA
Molecule: messenger RNA, 971 nt
Organism: Austrofundulus limnaeus
Lineage: Eukaryota; Metazoa; Chordata; Actinopteri; Cyprinodontiformes; Rivulidae
Product: superoxide dismutase 3
Exons: 2
Coding region: 97-747 (216 amino acids)
Biological process (GO): superoxide metabolic process
Molecular function (GO): copper ion binding
Source: RefSeq, a predicted model, not a curated record